Messenger RNA from Dama dama (fallow deer), 1746 nucleotides. Its product is annotated as serpin B6-like. The coding region runs from base 349 to 1638 and encodes 429 amino acids. Gene Ontology annotation, biological process: negative regulation of endopeptidase activity. Gene Ontology annotation, molecular function: serine-type endopeptidase inhibitor activity. The record is from RefSeq and is a predicted model, not a curated record. Gene Ontology annotation, cellular component: cytoplasm. The transcript has 7 exons. NCBI's taxonomy places the organism in Eukaryota, Metazoa, Chordata, Mammalia, Artiodactyla, Cervidae.
CACCUUUGCCUUGACCCUUCUGAAAAAGCUGGGUAAAGACAACUCGAAAAAUGUGUUUAUCUCGCCCCUAAGCAUCUCCUCUGCCCUGGCCAUGGUCCUCAUGGGGGCCAGGGGCAACACCGCAGCCCAGAUGUCCCAGGGGUGCCCCCCGGCCCUCCGGGCUCAGCUGUCUGGACCUUCUCUCUGUGGCUCCCAUCAAGCCGCUGAUGACCGGGACCGGCCCUCAGACUCUGCGUCCUGGCCACACAGUGCCCAGUGGGCUCCUCGUGAUCCAGGAGCGGCCCCGAUCUCGGGAGGAGCUCUCCUCUGCGUGACCGCUCUACCGCUUUGUCACGAGCCCCCAGCAGGAUGGCUGCGCGUUUCUGCACCCUGGCAACAGGGGGCAAGACAGCGAACGUAGAGUUGCCAGGCCUUUACGAAGGCCCAGGCCCAGGAGAGCCACUUCUCCUGUGUCCGCCGGUCGGAGCCCGUCCCGAGGCCAUUCCAGACCUGAAGCCGUGGCCUGUUUGUGCAGAGACGGGAGGCCUGUCUGCCGGCCCUGUCUGCAGGCAGACCAUGAGCGCAGGGCACUGGGCUUGCCAAGGGGCCUUCCUGUGCCUGCCGUCGCCAUUUGACCCCGCGGGAGGCAGGCUGGGGGGCUCCCAGAGGCCUUGUGCCUUUCUUUGGACGCUCUCUCUAAGCACGAGCAGUGGCAGAGGUGACGAUGUCCACCAGGGUUUUCAGAACCUUCUCAGCGAAGUUAACAGGCCCGGCACACAGUACUUGCUCAGAACCGCCAACAGGCUCUUUGGAGAGAAGACUUACGAUUUCCUCUCGUCUUUCAGAGAUGCCUGCUGCAAGUUCUACCAAGCAGAGAUGGAAGAGCUGGACUUUGUCAGUGCUACGGAGGAGUCCGUGAAGCACAUAAACACCUGGGUAGCCGAAAAGACAGACGGUAAAAUUAGAGACUUGCUCUCUGCAAAUUCAGUUGACCCCAUGACUCGUCUGGUUCUCGUGAAUGCCAUCUACUUCAAAGGAAACUGGGCUGAACAAUUUAACAAGGAGCACACCAUGGAAAGGCCAUUCAAAGUCAGCAAGACCGUGGAGAAACCUGUGCAAAUGAUGUUCAAGAAGUCCACCUUUAAAAUGACCUACAUUGAAGAGAUAAGCACCCAGAUUCUGGUGCUUCCCUACAUCGGCCAAGAGCUGAACAUGGUCAUCCUGCUGCCCAGUGAAAGCACCGACUUGAACAUGGUGGAGAAAGCCCUGACCUACGAGAAAUUUGUCGCAUGGACGAAGCCGGACGUGCUGGGUGAGGAGGAGGUGGAGGUGUUUCUGCCUCGGUUCACACUGGAGGAGAGUUAUGACAUGGAGGGCGUCCUCCGAGACCUGGGCAUGACCGACGCGUUCGAUGCGGCCUGCGCCGACUUCAGUGGGAUGUCGUCCGGGCAAGGCCUGCACCUGUCCAAGGUCGUACACAAGUCCUUUGUGGAGGUCACCGAGGAGGGCACGGAGGCCGCGGCCGCCACGGGGGCCGUGGUCGUGAUGCUCUGCCUGCGGAUCGUGCCCCGGUUCUGUGCAGACCGGCCCUUCCUCUUCUUCAUCCAGCACGGCAAGACCGGGGCCAUCCUGUUCUGCGGCCGCUUUUGCUCGCCAUGACGGGGUGCUGGAGGCGCCCCGGUGCUCCUCACCGCUCUCCCGAUGUCUGGAAGAGCUGCAACCCCAGUGACCUUGGCGAAGGUCCACAAAUAAAGGGCUGAUGAAGAC